Messenger RNA from Biomphalaria glabrata, 2029 nucleotides. Its product is annotated as zwei Ig domain protein zig-8-like. The transcript is spliced from 9 exons. The record is from RefSeq and is a predicted model, not a curated record. Lineage: Eukaryota; Metazoa; Mollusca; Gastropoda; Planorbidae. Gene Ontology annotation, cellular component: neuron projection membrane. Gene Ontology annotation, biological process: synapse organization. The coding region runs from base 361 to 1419 and encodes 352 amino acids.
GCUCGUGCCUCUCUUUCUCUCCGCAGCACAUCAUUGCUAGCUGGCACCGCGCGAGCACGUGAACUUGGUACCGGUGUUAAGAUCUAAUAACCCUGUUAUUAUUUUCAUCACUUGGUAUUUAUCUCUUUCAAGUAUUACUCCCGUAUGGAUAUAAGGUAGAACAUUAAAGGUGUGAGGUUUGUGUUUUGAUCUCGUGCCUGACUACACUAGGCUUGUUAAUUCUAUCAUCUCUGACUUCUACAUAGAAGGAAAUUAUUUUCAAUGUGCAUGGCAAUGUGGAAAUCCAGUAUUGCGCUCAUGAGGUUUCAUACCUGGGAUAAGUUUUAGGAGCGACAUGUUGAUUUCCGCCAAAAGUCAGCCAUGCCCUGUUCCAUCAGGUGGAUUUAUCAAACUUAUCUGUUAGUAUUUCUGUUGUAUUGGCCGGUCAACGUUGCAAAAGAAAAAAAAUCAGGCUACGUCAUCAUGAAGAACGAUGGCAUCAUCACUACUUUCCGUAGAUUUGGUCACGUGUCCAGACGUCAGUCACUAUUUCUAAACAACGGCAACAUUGUGAAGGUUUUUCCAGCUGACAUGGCAAUUUUACCAUGUACCAUACAGUCCGUAGGUCAAAGAGAAGUUGUCUGGAGACGUAUCAAGGAUGAUGAAGUUUUAACCAUUGGGAAAUUAGUCUGGAGUAAAGAUCAUCGCAUCUUGGUAGAGUACAGCCAGAAGGACAAUGACGUCACAUCAUGGGAUCUCAUCAUUAGACAUGUUCGCUAUGAGGAUGCCGGGAUGUAUGAAUGUCAACUGACGUCAGCAGAAAAAAUCACGUGGCACGUAGAGCUCAAAGUUCUGGAUCCUGUAACCACUAGACCGAAGGCAAGAGUUCAUAAACAGGCCACCUUCUAUCCUUCUGUCACAUCCAAACUACAUAUGGCAGGUCGAGAUGCAGACAAAGAACUUCGUGUCAUUGCUGGUUCAAAGUUCUGUUUACGUUGUAAUCUAAGUUUAACGAAUCAAAGUGCCACGAGCUCAACACUAGAUUGGUACAAGGAUGGAGAAAUGUUACAAUAUAACAACCGCAUUCUAUUGACCAGAUAUCAACUAGCAACAGAUUUGAUGUCAGUUAGUGAAGUUCAUAUAGACAACUCACAUUUAAUUGACUCUGGUUCUUAUCACUGUCGGUGGAAAUCCAAAGAUAUCUAUGUCUAUCAAGUUAAUGUGCUUCCUGAUACAAAUAUUACUGGCUCAAAUGAAGACCAUUUUGAAUUUUUUGCUGUGGACAAGAUUGGAGAAGAAAACACUGCUGCUGCUAUUACUACAAAACUUUCUGAAUUUUUGUUUCAUUUUUCUCUCUUUUUCGUCAUUUCACAAUUUGUACAAACACUUUCAUCUUUUCUUCAGUCCACUGAACAGGGACAUAGCUCUGAUCCAACAUAAGCUUCAUCUAAGCCUCUUAUUGCUACAACUGUACAGUGUUGUUGAUGUGUGAGCGAAUCUAAACUGUUGACAUUAAUUUAUGUUCAUUUAUAUUUGAGUUAUUUCUUGUUUGUGUAUGUGAAAUUGAGCAUUAACUACAUAAUUAUAGAUGAAGUAUUUUCAGCCAUUAACUCGGUUUUAGGUUUAGGAACAGGGAAGUGAAUGGAGAUUGUUUUACCUAUAUAAACAGUAGUCAUUAAUUCAAUAUUUCAGACAAUGUAAAAAAACCCUCUUUCAUACAUGACUGGAAAUCAAGAUAUUUGAUGGAUGCACAUUUCAUUUAUUUAUCACAUAAAAAUUGCUAGUUGGUGAUCAAAACUUUGCGUUGUCCUUUGAAAUUGUAAAUCUAGAUGUUGUUACGUAUUGAAGUUCUAAGAAAACUUUGAGACUUGAUGUCACGGUUGUAGGUUCGUGUCUGCCAUUGGGGUGCAAGAACUAACCUGUCUGAUUGCAUAGUGUGAUAAUAACAUUAAACCUCAUCAUAUUUAUAUGUUUUUCAUUGGAUUUGAUGAAUAUUUGUAGAUGUACAUUCUGUAUAACAAGUAAUAUUUAAAUUGAAGAAUGUUUCUAA